CUUUGAGCUGCUGGAGGAAAGCGAGGAAAGAAAAAAACACCAUGCUGACUUCCUUCGAUAUAGGUGUGUUAAAACUGAAGUUACUCUGUGAAUGACAACACUCCUGAACACCAGAGGAACACCAACAACACGAUGGAAUCUCCAAACCCUCUGUCCAAAGCCAACACCAGCUUCUUUCUGGCUCUGUUUAAGAAGCUGUGUGGCAAUGACAACACAGCAAAUGUCUUCUUCUCUCCGUUCAGCAUCUCCUCAGCUCUGUCCAUGGUGAUACUGGGAGCCAGAGGCAACACGGCUGCACAGAUGUCAGAGGUCCUCUGCUUCAAUGAGGCUCAGAAGCCUCAGCCUGCAGCAGAGCAGCAGAUGAUGCAACAGCAGGUCCAGUCCACCCUGCCGCCGUUCCUGAUGAAGGGUCUGGAAACCAAGGAGUGUCAGGAUGAAGUCCACACCAGCUUCGCCCAGCUGCUGAGAGAGCUGAACAAGCCAGAUGCUCCGUAUGCCCUCAGUGUGGCCAACAGGCUGUACGGCGAGCAGAGCUUUCAGUUUGUGGAGGACUUCUUAGCGUGCACAAAGAAGUACUAUGAGGCAGAGCUGGAGACUGUAAACUUCCAAACUGAUGCUGAGGCUGCAAGAGUAAAUAUCAACAGCUGGGUGGAGAGCAAGACACAAGGUAAAAUCAAAGACUUGCUGGUUCAGGGUGUGGUGAACAGCAUGACCAGGCUGGUGCUGGUCAAUGCUAUCUACUUCAAGGGGAACUGGAACAAAAAGUUUAAGGAGAGCCAAACACGGGUUGCUCCGUUCAGAAUCAACAGGAAUGAAACUAAGAUGGUGAAGAUGAUGCAUCAGGAAUCAAAGUUUCCUUACGCAUAUAUCCGUGAAGCCAAGUUAGAGAUCUUGGAGAUGCCUUACAUAAGAAAGGAGCUCAGCAUGCUCAUCUUCCUGCCUAAUGACAUGGAGGACGGGACGAUGGGUCUGGGGAAGCUAGAGAAGCAGCUGACCUAUGAGAGAUUUGUAGAGUGGACUGAUCCAAGAAGGAUGCGCGAAAGUGAGGUGAACGUUAUAGUGCCUAAAUUCAAGAUGGAGGAGUCGUACGAUCUUAAGAACGUUCUGACUAGCAUGGGGAUGGUGGACGCCUUCAACAUGGGGACGUGUGAUUUCUCUGGUAUGUCCCCUGCUAAAGGCCUGGCCCUGUCCAAGGUGGUCCACAAGGCGUUUGUGGAGGUGAACGAGGAGGGGACGGAGGCAGCUGCAGCCACAGCGGCUGUCGUAAUGCUGAUGUGUGCCCGCAUGACUCCCACCUUCAAUGCUGACCACCCCUUCCUCUUCUUCAUCAGACACAACCGGUCUGGGAGCAUCCUCUUUGCAGGGCGAUACUGCUCCCCAGAGUGAGCGCUUCUUCUUUUGGGGCUGCUUUCUCAACAAAAAUUCCUCUGCUACUGCAAUAGUUAAUUCUGUGUAACGGGAAUAUGUUGAAAGAAUCAAUCAUAUCCUGGGCUUUUGUCCUAUUUUUGCAUCACUAGUAUCAUGAGUUAAAACUGUGGUGGUGUUUUUUUUUUUAAUGUCUGCAUCUCUUGUACCUUUCUGAAAAUCCCUGCACUUUUUAUCUUUUGCACCUGAUCGUCUCUCAAGGUUUACUUUGUGUCUGUAAUACAUGUUUGGCCCUUUAGGCUGCAACCCCAGUCCCUACACUAUGCUUAGAAGUACCAGUAAAACCCUCUUUUUAAUCCUCUGAAUGAUUCAGCCUUUCCCACUAUGUCUGUAAUGUUAUAGAGUAAGGAUGCACUACUGAAUGAAAUAGGGAUAUUAUACAUCAGAAUCAGCUUUAUUGGUCAAGUAUGCUUAUGCAACAAGGAAUUUGACUCCAGUUAGCUUUGCUCUCAGUGUAAGGGAAUUAGAUGUUAAAUACAAAAUACAAUUUAAAUAUGUACAAGCUGAACAAAGAGCAUGUCAGUCAUAUCAGUGUUUUCUUUAUUCAGUUAAAUGACCGCUAUAGCACUAAAAAGAACAUAGCUUUAUUGACAGUUGUUUUGGUGUGAAUCCUGGUAGGAUUUCAGGCUUUAUUAAAAAAGAGUGUGGUUUCAAAUGUUGUGUUGCUCUUUAAACUGAAAUUUUCUUACAUUUGGUUAGGUUUCAUGUGAUUGAAUAAACAAGCUACAUAUUAUC
Messenger RNA from Cheilinus undulatus (humphead wrasse), 2160 nucleotides. Its product is annotated as leukocyte elastase inhibitor-like. Gene Ontology annotation, molecular function: serine-type endopeptidase inhibitor activity. NCBI's taxonomy places the organism in Eukaryota, Metazoa, Chordata, Actinopteri, Labriformes, Labridae. The transcript is spliced from 10 exons. Gene Ontology annotation, biological process: negative regulation of endopeptidase activity. The record is from RefSeq and is a predicted model, not a curated record. The coding region runs from base 133 to 1386 and encodes 417 amino acids.